AUGGAAAAUGGUACUGAAGUCAGUAAUGAAAUAGAUGAUAUUAUUAUUAAAGCAAUUGAAAUUUCUAAAAAAUUUGAUAUUAACAAUGAUAAAGUAGAUGGGGAAUUUUUAAAGAAAGUUUAUCAAACUAUUUCUAAAGAAGAUAGUUAUAAUAAAAGAAAAAUUAAAUACCUUGAAUACCAUCAUUUUCUUGAAAAUUAUCUUUGGAUGUCUUUUAAUGAAAAAACAUAUUCUCAUGAAUAUCUUAUGCUUAUUGUCAUUAUGUUUACAGAAAAAUAUAAAAGUAGAUCAGAUGUUUGGAAGUGUGUAGAAGAUCAUCCAGAUAAUUUUAGUUUCUUUUUUAAAUGUAUACUUAAAAGAUUACUUGAACAUGGUGAAACAAAAAAUUUAUUUAAAAAAGUUUAUUUAAUUGGAUUACUAGAUGCUUUUAUGCAAUCAUUAGAAAUUGAAAUUAUUAAACAAAAUGUUGUCCCUGUUUGUAAUAUAUUAAUGUUGUCAAAUAUUAGCAAGAAACAAAGAGAUGUUUACUUUGGGAAUAAUAUGAAAAUUAGAAAAUUUUAUAAUAAAAGUGUAUUUGAAUUUGGUAAAAAAAGUGAUGAGGAGAGAGAAGAAGCUAGAUUCUUUUUUAAUUUUUAUUGGGAAUUAUUAAAACGUUUUUGUAGUAUACUUAAAGAUUUUGAAGAAAGUGACUAUAAUGAGGAGUCUAUUUAUCGCCUCAAGUAUAUGGAAAAAUGUCUUGAAUUUUUUAUUGAUAUUGAAUCACAAUUAACAACAAGAAGAUUUUUUACUUGCCUAUUGAAAGCAUCGCAUUUAAUAGCUUUUUGUCAACUUUCAGAACUUAUAACAACUGAUGUUGGGACAAAUUUUUCUAAACUAGUGGGUAAAUUAAUUUAUUACUCUAAAUUUGAGAUUGAUGAAAUUUAUGGAAAAGCUUUAACUUCAUCAGAAGUAGAAAAAGAGCAUUACAAAAAAAUUGGUGAAUUACAAAAAGCUUGUUUAAAACUUGCCAGUGAAGAAUUACAUGAAUUUUAUUGUUUAAAUGUAUCUGCAAUGGAUAACAGAAAUGUGAUAAAAAAACUUGCAACACAAGUAUCUCACGAAACACUAGCUAAUCUUAUGGAAUAUUUAGGAUUAAUUAAUGAAGAGGAAGUUUCAAAACUUACAUUUCCCCAGUUGGUAGAAAUUUUAAUUUUGCACAGUGAAAGAUAUGCUAAUCAACGAGAUCAAGUAAAUGAUCAACCAUUAUUUCCAAGUGAAGAACUUAUUUGGGAUGAAGAAUUAAUUCCAUUUGAUAAUUAUAAAGGUGAUGAAAUCUUACCAUUAGACAAGUUAAAUUUAAAAUUUUUAACAUUGAAUGAUUAUUUAAUAAGAAAUUUUAAUUUAUUUAAAUUGGAAAGUACUUUUGAAAUUAGACAGGAAAUAGAGGAGACUCUUCGAAGAAUGAUGCCUGUAUUAGUUUAUGAAAAUUUAAAGUCAAAGACAGAAUUUUAUGGACAGUCAAAUAAAGGUUUACAAAUUUUAUCAUCUAAGAUAGUACAAAUAGAUAAACCUAAAGUUGGUGAAAAAGUUCCUUCAGUUGUAAAAGGAGAAAUUCAAUAUGUUUUACCUGAUAGUUAUUCUAACGUCAACAAGAAAAAAGAAUGGGAUAGUAUUAGGAAACAUGACAUUUGUUUUUUAGUUACAGUUAAAGCAAAGUUCGAUAGAGAAAUUUGUCUUAGAAAUGAAGUAGGUGAUGCAAUAAGUAAUGAUGAAUUUAGAGAAAAAUUGUUUUCAUUUUUUGCAAAAACUAAUGACUUUACUGAUAUGAUGGAAGUUGUUAAUGUUAGAGGAUGUGAAGUGGAAUGUUUUAUAGACAAGUACGGUGAACCAAUUGAUGAUUAUGAAUUUGAAGAUAGCGCCAAGAGGUUUGAUGGUUUAAAACGAAUUAUGAGAGUUAUUUUUGAUUCAAAUCAAUUUCAAAAAGAUUAUGUCAAGAGAGUCAACAAUAAAGUUGAUUCUGACAUAUAUAGUUGUUUUAAUGUAAUUAUUAAGAGAGAAUCAAAAUCAAAUAAUUUUAAAGGAGUCCUUGAAACAAUAAGACAACUGCUGAAUACAGAAUGUGUUGUACCUACAUGGUUGGAAGAUCUUUUAUUAGGUUAUGGUGAACCAUCUUCUGCUCAUUACAAAGAAAUUGGAACUGCUAAUGCAACAUUAAAUUUUAAUGAUACAUUUUUAGACAAAGAUCAUGUUUUAGAAAGUUUUCCAAAUAACAAAAUUGUAUUUUCUGAAGACAUUAAAUUUAAUGGUCCCUUUAAAGUUACUUUCAAUGAUUUAAAAUUAAAAUAUGAUGAAAAUGCUGUGAAUGAUAAUGAUAUUUUUGUUGAAAAUGGACCAUCAGAUAAAUGUGUUUUGAAAAGUGAUAUGAUUAAAAAAAAUAAGAUAAGAUUUACACCUUCUCAAAUUGAAGCAAUAAAAUCAGGAAUGGAACCUGGGUUAACAAUGAUUGUUGGUCCACCUGGUACAGGAAAGACAGAUAUUGCAGUUCAAAUUAUUUUAAACCUCUACCAUAAUUAUCCUGAUCAAAGAAUACUUAUAGUUACAAAAUCAAAUCAAGCAUUAAAUCAAAUGUUUGAAAAACUUAUUCUUCUCGAUAUCAAUGUCAAACAUUUAUUACGUUUGGGUCACGGUGAAGAAGCAUUACAGACAGAAGAAGAUUUUACACGCUAUGGUAGGGUUAACUAUGCAGAAAAUAUGCGAAACGAAUUGUUGGGAAAAGUAAAAAUAAUAAAAGAAUCAUUAAAGAUUGAAGGUGAUUAUGAAUAUUCAUGUGAAACAGCGGCUCAAUUUUUUAAAAUAAUAUUAACAAAAAUGUGGAAAAAGUUUAUUGUUGAAUCUGAAAAUUUUACAAAUCUUUAUGAAGUUUUUCCUUUUACGGAAUACUUCGAAAGUAUUGAAAAAGAUGAAAAUAUUUCCCCAGAUACUUUUAAUUUUGACAUUGCCUCAGCAGUAUGGAAAAGUAUAUCAGAUAUAUUUAUGGAACUUUCUAAAUAUCGUUCAUUAGAAUUAUUAAAAAAUAAAAAAGAUCAAAGUGAGUAUUUAUUAACGAAGGAAGCAAAAAUUGUUGCCAUGACAUGUACUCAUGCUGCAUUAAAAAGAAAAGAUCUCGUUGAACUUGGUUUUACUUAUGACAAUAUUCUUAUGGAAGAAAGUGCUCAAAUUUUAGAAGUUGAAACAUUUAUUCCAUUACUUCUUCAGGAUCCUAUUAAUAAUUCAAAUCGAUUAAAAAGAUGGAUAAUGAUUGGUGAUCAUAAUCAACUUCCACCAAUUAUUCAAAACAUUACUUUCCAGAAAUAUUCAAACAUGGAACAAUCAUUAUUCACAAGAUUUGUUAGGCUUGGAGUACCUGUAAUAUACUUAGAUAAACAAGGAAGAACAAGGGAUGAAAUACUUCAACUUUAUUCAUGGCGAUAUCCUAAUCUUACAUCAUUACCACAUGUACAAAAUAGUGAUCAAUUUAAAUUUAAUAAUCCUGGAUUUGUUCAUAACUUUCAGUUUGUUGAUGUUCCUGAUAUUAAUGGAAAUGGUGAAAUUUGCCCAAAACCAUAUUUUUAUCAAAAUAUUUCUGAAGCAGAAUAUGCUGUCAAUUUAUUUAAAUAUAUGAGAAUUUUAGGAUAUCCUGCCGACAAAAUUACUAUUUUAACCACUUACAAUGGACAAGCACAUUUGAUUCGUGAAAUGUGGAGAAGAAGAUGUGGUGAUAAUAAAUUUUAUGGUUCACCAAAUAAAAUUGCCACUGUUGAUGUUUUCCAAGGCCAACAAAAUGACUACAUAAUCUUAUCAUUAGUAAGAACAGAAAAUGUAGGAUAUUUGCGUGAUGUAAGAAGAUUCAUUGUAGCAAUGUCAAGAGCUAGACUAGGAUUGUAUGUCUUUGGAAAAUUUUCUCUUUUCGAGCAAUGCAUUGAGCUCAAUCCAAUUACAAAUGUUUUUAAAACAAAACCUAUGUCUCUUGAAAUCUAUGAAAAUGAAAAUUAUUCUUUAAAAAGGAAAACUGAAACAAACAUGACAUCAAACAAAAAAACUAUAAAGAAUGCUGAUGAAUUUCGUUCAUUUGUUGAUAGAUAUUAUCAUGAAAAAAUUACUUCAAAAACCAACUCUUGUUAA
Strongyloides ratti is the source of this 4140-nucleotide messenger RNA. Its product is annotated as P-loop containing nucleoside triphosphate hydrolase domain-containing protein. Gene Ontology annotation, molecular function: mRNA binding; helicase activity. The transcript is spliced from 3 exons. Gene Ontology annotation, cellular component: catalytic step 2 spliceosome. The record is from RefSeq and is a predicted model, not a curated record. NCBI's taxonomy places the organism in Eukaryota, Metazoa, Nematoda, Chromadorea, Rhabditida, Strongyloididae. Gene Ontology annotation, biological process: mRNA splicing, via spliceosome. The coding region runs from base 1 to 4140 and encodes 1379 amino acids.